AUAAAGAGUGACAGGUCAAAGCAUCACCCCCUUGAUUUCAAAGGACAGCCUCCCUCUGCUGCAAAGAAACUGAGCAGCUGUAACCUCUCAGAGAGAAGCUGUGAAGCUCUGUCCUCAGUUCUCAGCUCCCAGUCCUCUAGUCUGAGACACCUGGACCUGGAUAACAAUGAGCUGCAGGAUUCAGGAGUGAAGCUUCUGUCUGUUGGAUUGAAGAGUCCACACUGUACCCUGGAGACUCUCAGGCUGUCAGGAUGUCUGAUCACAGAGGAAGGCUGUGCUUCUCUGGCCUCAGCUCUGAGCUCCAACCCCUCCCAUCUGAGAGAGCUGGACCUGAGCUACAAUCAUCCAGGAGACUCAGGAGUGAAGCUGCUGUCUGCUGGACUGAAGGAUCCACACUGGAGA
Toxotes jaculatrix (banded archerfish) is the source of this 402-nucleotide messenger RNA. RefSeq names its product ribonuclease inhibitor-like. The annotation marks the transcript as partial. NCBI's taxonomy places the organism in Eukaryota, Metazoa, Chordata, Actinopteri, Toxotidae. The record is from RefSeq and is a predicted model, not a curated record. The transcript is spliced from 3 exons. Gene Ontology annotation, molecular function: protein binding.